AUGCUGGCGACCUGCUUGGCGCAGGGGACGUCCGGGAGCCCGACGGUGCGGGUGAUGAGCAGAGACACGCAGGCCCUUCUGGACACGGGCAGCGUGGUUACCCUCCUUCGCCCCGUCUUGGCGGGUGGGAAGGCGGGGGAGCCCAUGGAGGUGGCCUGCGUGCACGGGGGGACCCGGACCUACGACACAUGCCACGUGGUCAUCCGGACCCCGCACGGGGUGUUCACGGCUCAGGCGGGGAUUGUACCCAACCUCCCCGUGCCGCUCCUGAUUGGGAGGGACUGCCCGAUAUUCCGACCCAAUAAGGUGUGGCACGUGGAUGGAUAUGACAAACUUAAGCCCUUUGGGAUUGCCAUCAGUGGCUGCAUCGAUGGGUAUUCCAGGCGGCUUAUGUGGCUCAGUAGUGACAGCACCAACAACAACCCUGCAGUAAUAGCACGAUAUUACCUGCAGUGUGUUUCGAACUGUGGCGUAGUUCCAGCACGUCUUCGGACAGACUGUGGGACAGAAAACGGAGACAUGGCUGCCAUCCAAUGUUCAUUAAGGGAGGACCACACCGAUGAAUUUGCGGGACCUCUCAGCCACAUGUAUGGCACUUCAACUGCCAAUCAAAGGAUUGAAAGCUGGUGGUCCAUUUUCAGGAAACAGAGGACACAGUUCUGGAUGGAUCUAUUUAGUGACCUGAGAGACAGACACUACUUCAACGGCACCCAUGAACACAAGUGCCUUGUAUGGUAUGUCUUGCUGGGCAUCUUUCAGAAAGAGCUUGAUGAGCACCGAGAGCUUUGGAACAACCACACCAUCAGGCCUGUCCGUCAGUCUCUCUGUCCAUCUGGAAAACCGGAGACCAUGUACCACCUGCCUCACAGGUUUGGUGGAAGGGAUUGUGGAUUCCAAGUGGAUCCCCAAGUGUUACAGGAGUUCAAAGACCUUCUGCCACCUACAAACAGUUUGUGUGGAGAUGAUAACCUCCAAUAUUUUGCCAACUUGGAGAGACAAAGCCAGCUCGCUCCACCCAUCAACUGGCCAGCUGCUGUUGACAAUUACCUAACACUCAAGGAGAUGGCUGGACUUUAG
Messenger RNA from Gadus macrocephalus (Pacific cod), 1077 nucleotides. RefSeq lists its product as uncharacterized. The transcript is spliced from 4 exons. Lineage: Eukaryota; Metazoa; Chordata; Actinopteri; Gadiformes; Gadidae. The record is from RefSeq and is a predicted model, not a curated record. Bases 1 to 1077 code for a protein of 358 amino acids.